AUGGUUUUGGGACUGGUGUGGAACUAUUUCCUCAUUAUGCUGUUAUUAGGAAUACUGAAGGCGGCAUUAUCCUUUUAUUGGCCCCUGAUCGGAGAGUGGAGAUAUGACGAUUUACAUUCCACUCUGCGGUAUCACGAAUCGUGCAGAGCGAAGCAGUUACUCGUAAACAGCUUAUUUUUCGUAGUGUAUCCUUUCGUCCUGUGCGUUCGGUGGUGCCGAUCCAGCCAGUGGACGGAAUGGACGGAAAGUGAACGAGACAUCUUCGAGCUGAACCUCGAUCGAUCGCGCGGAGAAGAGGAACUAUUGCGCUCUGGACUGCUACGAGGACGCAUGAUUAUUCAAAAGGAAAUCGUCCUGAUGGAUGGAUCGGAAGCUGACGCACCGACAUAUAGAAGCUACGAUGGGGUUGACGAAUGCGUUGUCGACGUUGAAGUGCAGCCGACGACGAAAGACGAUUGUGAUCCGUUAGAUCUUUCGAAACAGUCAGCAAACGAAAAACUGCAAAAGACAUUUACGAAGCCAACUUCGAAGCAAGCAAUGGCUAUGGAAUCACACUCAUCCAACAGUGAUGGGGAGGGCGAUGGCGAUGAAACGCAUCUGAUUCAUACGUCCUCAAGAAGCUACUGCGCUUGUUCGUCAUCCACGAAAAUGGAGAGCUAUAAAUAG
This is a messenger RNA of Anopheles nili, 666 nucleotides long. RefSeq lists its product as uncharacterized. NCBI's taxonomy places the organism in Eukaryota, Metazoa, Arthropoda, Insecta, Diptera, Culicidae. Bases 1 to 666 code for a protein of 221 amino acids. The record is from RefSeq and is a predicted model, not a curated record. The transcript is spliced from 3 exons.